ACCGAUUCAUUUUCCCUCUUCAUGCUCCCACUUCUCCUCUAAAAUCCCUACCCCCCAAACUUCAUUCAACCCUAUUUUCUUGCUUGAAUUCCAUCCUUUAUGCCCCGGUUUAGUAGAUUUAUGGAUUUAUUCGAAUAGUAAUUUUUUCAUAGGUUUUUGGGUUUGGUAGAUUUAGAGGAUUUGUUUGAAUAGCAAUAGUUUAUUCUUAUAUUAUGCCUCUUUUGCAUGAAUGGAGAAUAGUAAGAGUAUUGAGAAGUCAAAGGAGACAAACUCAGGCAUAAUAGUUGUAAGAGACUAUGCAACAAAGAACACGACGAAUGGAAGCACAAAUGCUAAAUCAAACAAAGCAAACAGUGAUGCUGGUGCUAUUGGAGCCGGACCAUCCCUUUUAGUCCAAAGAAAACCUAUGAAGUGCAAGGCAUGGGUAUGGAAAUUUUUUGAUGAAUUUAUUGAUGAGAGUGGUAAGACUAGGACUAGGUGUCAUUUCUGUGGGCAUGAUUUAGUUGUUGAGUCUAGAACCAAUGGAACUACUCCAUUGAAAAACCAUUGUAAUAGCUGUAAAUUAAAUCUUGUGAAUGUUAAGACUCAACAAACUUUACUUAACUUCCAAAAAGUGUUAGAGGUUGAUGAUGUAGAUGGAACUAGUCAUGAAAUUCCCUCAUCUUCAACUGGUCACAAUGAUCUUGGUCCUAAGGAUUCAUUAAGCUCAGAUGGUGAUGAUGAUAUCAGCUACAUUUCAACAAGUGAAGAGGAUGGAAGUGAAGUUGAACAUGCUAUGAGAAGGAAUGGUAGGCACAAAGUUUUCAAAGGAACAAAUGAUGCCAUGCCACAUAUUUAAACUGAGAAAAAGAGAUCCAUUGCUGGAUGUAGGAGAAUCAUUGGUUUAGAUGGAGCUUUUCUCAAAGGAGCACACAAAGGGGAAUUACUUACUGCUGUUGGUAAAGAUGCCAAUGACCAAAUGUACCCAAUUGCAUGGGGUAUGGUGGAAGUUGAAAAGGAAGAAAAACAUAGACAUUGUGCUGGGCAUAGAUAUGCCAACUUCAGGAAGAAACACAGAGGGAAGGAAUUGCAAGCCUUAUUUUGGAGAUGUGUGAAGGCACUGAAUGAGGCAAUGAUUUCUUUGAAUCAAGAAAUGAGAGCUAUGUGUGCAGCAAGGACUGUUACUAGGAGAGAGUCUGGAUCUACUAACUUUGUGGGAGAUUUUGACCCCAAAAUAUGGACUAAGAUUGUACGGAAUAAGGAAGGUAGUAAGAAAUGCAGAGUCCCAUGGCCUAGUGGAGUUGGUUAUGAAGUUGGGGAUUUUAUGAAUAGUAAAAAUAAAGUGGAAUCAAGUAGAAACACUUAUAUUGUAAAGUUGCAAAAUAGGACAUGCACUUGUAGGUAUUGGGAUCUAUUUGGGAUUCCUUGUAGACAUGCCAUUAUGGUGCCUCAAACGGAGAAUGAACCAUCUGUGGAGCAACCACCCCUUGUUGAGGACAACCAUUCACCCCUUGUUAAUGACCACCAGCCACCCCAUACUGAGGGUAGUCAGCCCCCCACUAAGAAGGCAGAAGAGAGGGCAAGGAAAAAUAACCCAACCCCAACUUUGCAAGAGGAUCCACCAUCUGCACCUCCAUCUGAAACCCUUUCACAAUCCCCAAAAACACAAAAAGUAAAGCAUGCCUAUUCAAAAGGGAAAGGAAAGCAGAAAUUUAAAGGUUUUGGAACAUAUGUGAAUCCAAAUACAGGUUUUUCCAAAUUAAAUGCUGGAGAUAAAAGUGAAAGAAUUCUAUCUGUCGGAUAUGCUCAGAAGAGGGCAACAGGAGUUGGGGAUAGAGGAAUCCCCACCGUAGCUCUAAUGCUUGCACCAACAGUGCUUGCACAAGCAGUACUUGCACUAAUGACACCUCUACCAACAACAACAAUAACUCCCUUAGGAAGUAGCAGUAGGCAAUUUGUUACUGCCACUAACUUGCAAGCACUAUUAUGGGAAAAAAAGAAGGCAAAAGGAAGAAGAAGCACUUGGUCGUUGGGUGGAGUUAUUGACUAAAAUUCACAAAGAUAAACAGUCAAAUAUUUAGAUUGUCAAGUUUUUUUUUGUGUUAUUAGGGUGUGCUUUUUUGGACAGAUUAGGGUGUAUUGCCUUUGGUAUUGCAUGGAUGCUUGUUUUUGGACAGAUUAGGGUGUAUUGCCUUUGGUAUUGCAUGGAUGCUUGUUUUUGGACAGAUAUGGGAGUUAAGGUUGUUUGUUGUAUUUGGCAUGGAAUAUGGUAUAAUGUGAUUUUCUUUUGGACUUGGACAACAUAUAUUUUGUCACUUGCUGCAUAUGCAUUGUAAUUUUUGUAUUGGGAUUAAUGAAAUGCAUAUAUAUAU
Molecule: messenger RNA, 2351 nt
Organism: Rubroshorea leprosula
Lineage: Eukaryota; Viridiplantae; Streptophyta; Magnoliopsida; Malvales; Dipterocarpaceae
Source: the annotation of a GenBank genome assembly